CAACAGUUUUAAGGAGUCUCCCUUUUGGGGAAAAUAUCUCAAAAUAUUUUAUGUGAUUAUUUUCUUCACAUAUUUUAUGAUUAGAAGGAGUUACAAAAAUACUUUCAAAGCUGUGGUUUGUUUGAAAGUGCUGUUCUUUGAGUUAGAGGUGACACAAUUGUCGGGAGGGAAGAAUUUUCUCUGCCCUUCAGAGUCCUAGCUGGACCAAGAAGUAAAUUAACAUGGGACAGAUUAACAGGAAAAAGUCAAAUUUAAUAGCAUACAUAGGGGGACUCCACACAGACGUGGAAAUUCCAGAGAUGGACAACAUGAUGCUUAUAUGUGCUGAGGAGAGGGGUAGGGGCUUGAGGAGAUACAAAGGGGAGAGAGAACUUGAGCAGGAAGGUGAGAGGAGAUGGUUGGAAGACAAAGAUUGCCUUGUUAUGAAGAUAAGUUUCUUAGAGGAGUUUCUAUUAUUAGCUCUCUUCUUGAUAGAAGCAGGCAAUUGAGGGGACAGGUAAAGAGCUUCUGAAUCUGCUAGGUUUUGUUUGCUUUUAACUAAAAAUGGUGGCCCAUCCUGGGGCAGCCUGCCAUUGGCUCCUGUGCUAUUAACUAUAGAUUUUAUAAUUUAGAUUUUCAUCAGUACUGUUAGAUAAAUUAAUCUAUACCUGUAUCUGACUCCCCUUGUUUUCUAGGGAAUACAUUUGUAAGUUUGUUGGUUUGUUUGUGGUCAUGUUACAGAGGGGACCCUAAGCCAUACGUAAUGUUAAAACUGACUUACCACUAUACUUUCUUGGUUUACUUGCUCAUUGGUCAAGGAAUAGCGUUAUCAAGGGCCAUGUGUAAAGUAUGCCUACUUAUCAAACAGAUGCUGAGUGGAGACUUAUCAAGGGUUUGCAGUAGGCAAGAAGCCUGUUCCUUACUGUUAGACCAGCCAGUAAAAGUGAUUCUACAGAUGUGCAUUUUCCUUUCAGUAGAAAUGGCCCACAGCAGUAUUGUCAGUAUUCUUCUGGUUCAACAUACCUUACAGUUCAUACAUAACUUGUAUUAAUUAUAUAGAUUGUGUAUUUAAAGCUGUUAGCAAGUUGUCAGAACAUAAGGAAAACAAGGUCAUAUGAAAUAUUUUGUAAGUAUCCUUAGUAUCAUAACAAAGGAAAUGUUUUUAAAAAGUCAACUGUAAUAAAGUAAUUUUACUACUUUACACACACUCAGGUGCACAUUUACACAGAUACAAUGUGCCUCCUUAUUUAGUUCAAUACCAGGCCUUACAGAUGGAGGAUUAUCUUUAACUCUUCUUUUUCCAUAAACUAGUUUAAUAUAUGUAAUAUGCAGUUAAAGUUGUAUUUAUGAAGAUAAAAUAAAUUUCAAGCUGGUGAGAAAAUUUGAAGAGACCAUUCAAAAUUAUUCUUAUUCUUUCCACCCAAGUUUCAGAGCGGUGUUCAGUGUUCUUAGAAUGGUUGAUUAUAAAACUUAGAAAUUUCAAGUUUUAUAUUUAAACACAAAAUAAAUUCCAGUGAAGUUUAGUAAAACCCUGAGUGUUUAUACUUACUUGCUGUUAUCAUUACUCUGUUAUCUAGAUUGACCUACUUAUUCUGGUGAACAAUGAAUGUUUGAUUCAGUAUAUCAUAUAUAUUAAGCACUUUGCCAGAUAGACUUGUGCUACAUAAUGUGUUUACUUGCUACUCACUUCUUUCCAAGUAAAUUACUGAUGUGAGCUGAAACAUUUAAAAUGGUUUUACUAACCAGGUUUACCCUAGAUUCAGUUACUCUUUGCUUCCUGUUUUCAUUAGUUGCCUGGAGCCGUUGGGGCAGCUGUUUUUCCUUUUAAGGGGUGGGGCAGGGAUAGGGGGGUGGUGACAUCAUUAGUGGUGAAAGGAGCGGGUAUGUUGAAAUAUUUUUACGUGAAACAACAAUAUUUCAAAUGCUUGAAAGUUCGUUUCAGUUGUUACUCUUCAGGGACAAGUAUUUUGUAGGCUGUGUAUUUUAUGUUGAAACAAAGAAUUUUCUAACUGUACCACUAUUGUUUGAAAGGAAUUAUAAUUUGAGCUUUUUAUUCCGUAUUAGUCACUACUGUACCUUACUGAAUAAAACUCCUCUUAAGCUUGAUACUGUAAACAAGUGACAAAUGAAAUAUUUACCUACUUAUUAGAACUGUUGUCUCUUUUGGUUUUUUUGGCCAAUUGAUAAAGUAUCAUCAUCUUUAAUUCUAAUAUUACUAAAGAAAAUAGUUAAGCAUUAGAUAGAUUGACUCUGGAUAGUGUUCAAAAGUCUGUCAUAUAGUGUUAAGAUGUGUUAGAUAAGAUCAUAGUAAAAUUGUCAUAUGAGGAAUUAUUUGAAGAUGAUUAUUUAAAAAAUCUUACCCCUUAUCUUCACAUAACUGUAUAGACUUCAUGGCAGAUUUUAUUCCAUAUUAGUGAUAAUGUGAUUACUUAAUAAUUUAUGUUUACAUUUUAGUUAAAGUUUUAUGUUCUCUUUGUGAGGGUCUGUAACCUGAAUUUUUAAAAGAAAAUACAUUUUGGAGCACCUGGAUGGCUCAGUCAGUUGAACGUCCCACUCUUAAAUAUAUAUUUUUUGUUUAUUUUGAGAGAGAGAGAGUGCAUGCAGGCAAGGGAAGAGCAGAGAGGGAGAGAGAAUCCUAAGCAGGCUGUGUACUGUCAGUGUGGAGCCCAACACAGGGCUUGAUCUCAUGAACCAUGAGAUCAUGAUGUGAGCCAAAAUCAAGAGUUGGAUCCUUAAGAGACUGAGCCACCCAGGUGCCCUGCUCAUCCCACUCUUGAUUUUUGCUCAGGUCAUGAUCCCAGGGUUGUGGGAUAGAACCCCACAUUGGGCUCUGUGCUCAAUGUGGAGCCUGCUUAAGAUUCUCUUUCUCUCUCUCUCUCUGCCCCUCACCCUCAGCUCUCAAAAAACAACAACAACAAAAGAAAAGGUAUUUUUUUAAUUGUUUUUUUUCAUUUUUCUUUUAACAUUUAUUUAUUUUUGAGAGACAGAGUGCGAGUGGAGGAGGGGCAGGGAGAGAAGGAGACACAGAAUCUGAACCAGGCUCCAGGCUCUGAGCUGUCCGCACAGAGCCCGAUGCGAGGCUCGAACCCACAAACUGUGAGAUCAUGACUUGGGCCAAAGUUGGACGCUCAACCAACUGAGCCACCCAGGUGCCCCAAAGAAAAGGUAUUUUGUUGACGUCCAUGAAUGACCCAGGAAAGUGCUUUGAAUUUUCCCUAUAAUAAUUUGAAUAAAGGAAUUAAAAUCUGUGGGGAAAAUCUUUUCUUAGUGUAGUUACUACCUCUCAUUUUUUUGUGUGUUUAUUUUGAGAGAGAGCAAGAGUGGGGGAAGGGCAGAGAGAGAAUCCCAAGCAGGCUCAGCACUCAGCAAGGAGCCCAUGGACUAAUCCCAGGAACUGGGAGAUCAUGACCUGAGCCAAAAUUAAGAGUUGGACACUCAACUGUGCCACCACUCAGGCGCUCCUCUACCUCUAAUUUUUGAGGAAAGAAAAAGCCUGACUUUAAAAAACCGUUUCAUUGAGGUAUAAAUAUAUGCAAUAAACUGCACAUAUUUAGAGUAUACACUAAGUUUUUAUGUAUGUGUACACAUGUGAAACAAUCACCAUAAUUAAGAUAAUGAACAUAUCCCUCCCAAAAGUUUCUUUGAGUCCCUCUUUGCCUUACUCCUUCACCUCAGUCAGCCACUAAUCUUAUUUCUGUUACUGCAGAUUAGUUUGCAUUUUCUGGAAUUUUAUGUAAACAGGAUCAUGUAGUAUGCAGUCUUGUUUGUCUGCUUUCACUUAGCAUAAUUCUGAAAUUUAUUCAUGUUGUAUAUCAGUAGUUCAUUUUUUUUUAAGUUUGUUUAUUUUGAGAGAGAAAGCACCAGGAAGGGAGGGGCAGAGAGAGGAGAGCAUGAGAAUCCCAAGCAGGCUUCAGACUAGUGUGGAGCCCCAUGUGGGACAGAAACCCACCAACCCUCAGAUUGUGACCUGAGCUGAAGUAGAUGCUUAACCAGCUGAGCCACCCAGGAGCCCCAGUAGUUCAUUUUUUUUUUUAAUUGCAUAGUAUUAUUCCAUUGUAUGGAUGUACUACAGUUUAUCCAUUCACCUGCUCAUAGAUGCUUGGCUUGUUUUACUUUAUGGUUAUUACAAACAAAGUUGCUAUGAAUAUUUGUGUAAAAGUCUUUAUAUUUGCUUUCACUUCUUUUUUAAAUUUUUUUUUCACAUUUAUUUAUUUUUGAGAGAGCAUGAGUGGGGGAGGGUCAAAGAGAGAAGGAGACAAAGAAUCCAAAGCAGGCUCCAGGCUCUGAGCUGUCAGCACAGAGCCCGAAGCGGGGCUCGAACCCACAAACUGUGUGAGAUCAUGACCUGAGCCAAAGUUGGACACUCAACUGAUUGAGCCACCCAGAAUUCAGCAUACAAUUGAAAUAAAAUGUCAACCUCCUGGAGUGAUCGGUUACAGAAUGCAGCGGAUAUGCCUGCUAACAUGGAUAAGCAUGCCCUGAAAAAGUAUCGGCGAGAAGCCUAUCAUCGGGUGUUUGUGAACCGAAGUUUAGCCAUGGAAAAAAUAAAGUGUUUUGGUUUUGAUAUGGAUUACACACUUGCUGUGUACAAGUCCCCGGAGUAUGAGUCUCUUGGCUUUGAGCUUACUGUGGAGAGAUUAGUUUCUAUUGGCUAUCCUCAGGAGCUGCUCAGCUUUGCUUAUGAUUCUACAUUCCCUACCAGGGGACUUGUCUUUGAUACACUAUAUGGAAAUCUUUUGAAAGUUGAUGCCUAUGGAAACCUCUUGGUCUGUGCACAUGGAUUUAACUUCAUAAGAGGUUCUCAGGUAGCUGCUCAGAAGAGACCAGAAACUAGAGAGCAGUAUCCAAAUAAAUUUAUCCAGCGGGAUGACACUGAAAGAUUUUACAUUCUGAACACACUGUUCAACCUACCAGAGACCUACCUGUUGGCUUGCCUAGUAGAUUUUUUUACUAAUUGUCCUAGAUAUACCAGCUGUGAAACAGGAUUUAAAGAUGGGGACCUCUUCAUGUCUUACCGGAGUAUGUUCCAGGAUGUAAGAGAUGCUGUUGACUGGGUUCAUUACAAGGGCUCCCUUAAGGAAAAGACAGUUGAAAAUCUUGAGAAGUAUGUAGUCAAAGAUGGAAAACUGCCUUUGCUUCUGAGUCGAAUGAAGGAAGUAGGGAAAGUGUUUCUUGCCACCAACAGUGACUAUAAAUACACAGAUAAAAUUAUGACUUACCUGUUCGAUUUCCCACAUGGCCCCAAGCCUGGGAGCUCCCAUCGACCAUGGCAGUCCUACUUUGACCUGAUCUUGGUGGAUGCACGGAAGCCACUCUUUUUUGGAGAAGGCACAGUACUGCGUCAGGUGGACACAAAAACUGGCAAGCUGAAAAUUGGUACCUACACAGGCCCCUUACAACAUGGCAUCGUCUACUCAGGAGGUUCAUCUGAUACAGUCUGUGAUCUCUUGGGAGCUAAGGGCAAGGACAUUUUGUAUAUCGGAGAUCACAUUUUUGGGGACAUUUUAAAAUCAAAGAAACGACAAGGGUGGCGAACUUUCUUGGUGAUUCCUGAACUUGCACAGGAGCUGCACGUCUGGACUGAUAAGAGCUCACUUUUCGAAGAGCUUCAGAGCUUGGAUAUUUUCUUGGCUGAACUCUACAAGCACCUUGAUAGCAGCAGCAAUGAGCGCCCUGACAUUAGUUCCAUCCAGAGACGUAUUAAGAAAGUAACACAUGACAUGGACAUGUGCUAUGGGAUGAUGGGGAGCCUGUUCCGCAGUGGCUCCCGACAGACCCUCUUCGCCAGCCAGGUGAUGCGGUACGCUGACCUCUAUGCAGCCUCCUUCAUCAACCUGCUCUAUUACCCCUUCAGCUACCUCUUCAGAGCUGCCCACGUCUUGAUGCCUCAUGAAUCAACGGUGGAACAUACACAUGUAGAUAUUAAUGAGAUGGAGUCCCCUCUUGCUACCCGGAACCGCACAUCAGUUGAUUUCAAAGAUACUGAUUACAAGCGGCACCAGUUGACCCGGUCGAUUAGUGAAAUUAAACCCCCCAACCUCUUCCCACUGGCCCCCCAGGAAAUUACACACUGCCAUGAUGAAGAUGAUGAUGAAGAGGAGGAAGAAGAGGAAGAAUAAGGAGGAAAACCAAAACUGAGCAUCCAUUAAACACGUUUUGGCAGGACUUCCAGGAGCAAAGGAUAUCCCUGUUUGCGUUCUAGUGGUGGGUGGGGGAGCUCCAUCAAAGGUACAUGUGCGAAGUUUCUGAAGACCUUAAAAUAUUCUAAUCAUAGAUACUUUUUAGUAGUUUUGUUUGCACUCUGCAGAUGGUUCACAAUUGUAAUGGAGUCUGUAUUGGAAGAAAGCAAGGGUGAAGCCGGGCUGAACUGCAUGCAGAAGGCUCCAUUGUGGCUUGUGACACCAUUUCCUUGUCUGGUUUCAUCCUCAGUAUAUAUUGGAUAUACCAGGGCUAGUGAAGAGUAUCCAAGUGGAACGAAGAGGUGAUCUGAAAAUGAUAUGUUACAAAUUGUGCUCUUACUCCAAAGUCCAUCCUGAAAUUUUCAGUGCAUUACACAGUAUUGUAUGUCAGUGGAGAAAUAUAUUGUUUCCAUUACCAAAUGUGGUCUUCUGUUAAGGUCAAGGUUCCGUUUACAAGCUUUGAAGUGUCCUCAGUGCCUGGGGGCAGACUGCAGGCUUCAGUGGUCUUGCACAAGUGUUUGGUUUGCUAUAGGGCUUGCCUGGAAUGCACUGCAGUGAUUCUGUCUUGAGGUAAAAGUCUUCAUCUAAUCUUACAUUUUUUUGAUAGUAGAAAUGCUUGUUAUCCAAAAGCAGUCUUUUUCUCAUCUGGAGUAAAUCUAGAGAAAGAAUUCAGCUGAAAGAGGACAAAGGAGCAAGCCCCGUGAAAGAGCAUAACUGAGUAAAGUCAUUAGCGUGGGCCAGUGUGGCUCGUGCCGCCCAGACUUCCGGCCUUCCCUGUCCUCUAGAGUGGACUGUAUUCCACAGUCAAGCAUGAGAGGAUGGGAAGAGGGUUCUAUCAGUCAGAACCUUACUAAAGCAGAGGGCACAAUCAUGUGAAUAAAUGCACUUCAGAAUCCCAAGAGAAAUCACUUGUUAUUUUGAACAAGAAGGGAUUGUUACUGUGUCCUAGAGGGUACCGGGCUGCCUCGCCGUCGGCAGAGUGGCUAUAGCAAUUUGAAUAGUGCAGACUUUCCCUUUAACCUUUAUAUAUUCCUUCCAUUCUUCCUGGUGAACACAGAAGGUAGAUUAGUUGCUCUAGAAUUCAAUAAAGUAUAUUUCUAAUACUGACUUUGACCCCUUCCUGUAGCACAACUUUAAUAACCGUUGGUCUUUAGGUGGGUGUAGGUUUGGCUAGUGCCAUCAAUUUGACAUUCUUCUACAGGAAGGUAUAGUAUAGCAUGAUUGAUGGCUAAAUUUAUAGCACUUAAAUAGUCCUCAAAACUUUUUCAUGUCAAGUUUUUUAAUACAGGACUAUGAGGUGAGGCUUUCUAAAAAUUAUUUGAUAGGCAGGGAACACAGUUCAGUAAUAACAUAGCCAAGACCAUGUUAUAUCACCACUUUCAGGAUACAUGGUCUAUAUAUGAAGUCAUGCCAAGAAACUUUCUAACUGGUAUCUACUAGGAAUAUACGCUACUUUAACGGUGAUCAGGUUACAAAUGCUGUUGCAAAUAGCAGUUAAAUGCUGUCCCCAUUUAAAAUUUUAGAGAGUGUGUUUGUGGUCACCCCAGCUAUUAUUCUCAUUCAAGUGGAGCUAGUGCCCAGUUUGGCACAGUCUUAUAUUUGCUCAAAGCCCAAUAAUAUUUAAGUGGCUACAGCUGCAGAGCUAACUUAUAAUGGAACAUUUACAUAUUUUCCCUUUUAAAGCAAGGACCAUUAUGAUCACUUUGCUUUAAUUUACCACACUUUUGGUAUUGUGUUAUUCACAUAAGAUCUUACCUGUGUAAGAGUUUCUAAAAGUCAGAUAUCUGACAGUGGGUCCAAAGAUCAAAAAGGAAGAAACACAAUUGGAAGAAGAAUUCCACUGCUGAUCAGAGCUUUUUUCAGGACCAGCAAAACCUAUCUUGAAGAGCCAGGAUUCCAUAAGCAUAGAAGACGCAGAACAGAGUGUUUAGGUGGUCCAUGGGCAGACACUCAGAGUAGAUAGAAUUGAGCUUGCUAAAACAUGAAUGUGAGUUUCGCUGUGGCCAAUAGUUAAGGAGGCUGAACUUAAUGUUUUUGUUGUUUUUUAAACCUGAGGCGUGUUACACGGUGAGAACACAGUUCUCCCAACUCUUCAAAAUCUCUUCCCUGGGUAUUUGAAAAGCACCAGACACCCUUUAUUGGGUGCUAGACUGAACUUGUUCAGGGUUGACAGGGCCCCUGGCACACCCAGCAGCUAGGUGCGGGUGCAGCAGACCCCAGCCCUGCUGGGUUCCCUUUUAAGAGGACUUGCCCCCUACAUUCAUCUCUAUAGUGUUUCAACCUUAGAUUUUCUCCUCCCAUAAGCAUAGUUCUGCUGAGACCUAAAAUAAGAAAGCAAGCCCUUCAAGCCACCCUUCCCAAGUUAUGAUUGGAGCUACAAAUCCUUAGUCCCGUUACUGUUUUUAAGCAACUACUUUAAAAAGCCACUUGCAGUGACAUGUCAGACUUAAAAGUACUUUGUUCAUGUUUAGAUACUUCUAAGUCAGAUUUAUUUAUUUAAGAAAUAUUUUGUCAACAACUUUAAAGCCCUGCAAUUUUUCCAAGGCUGACAGAGCAUUUAAAAAUACUCUUACUCACCGCAAAUAGCCUGAGACAAACAAGUGCAUAUCUAAGUCUGCAUUAAGGGUUGGAGCUUUGUACACAUUCCGUGUGAUGGAAACUAUUUAACCUUUCCUUGAUGGUGGGAAAAACGGUAACUGUGGCCCAGCUAUUGCCAUACAGUCAGUCCAUGGCCCAAUUCCUCGCUUGGUUUUGAAGCUUAUACCUCAAUAUUUAGGUUUCUCAUGACUUUUUUUUUUUUUUUUUUUUUUUUGUGACUAGAGCAUAGGGCACUUAAAAUCUUUCCUCAAAUGGAACAUUUCAAAUGAUACGCAACUUGGAAAGGACCUUAGAAUGAAAUUUCUACCAUGGAGGUACCUGAGCAGCCCUAAAAGUAAAAGAAAAACGAUACACUACCAUCCAACAGCAGAGAGGCCAUGUACAGCACCUGGGAAGCAGAGCCAGGUGACUUGUAACCCACAUCGUCCAUCCUGCACCUCCACUAACAUGAACCGGCAUUUCACACUGUUCCUACCGCUGAGUAUGUGCAAAUAGCAGAAAGCAAAUCCUCUUAAAAAAAAAAAAAAAAAAAAAAAAAACAGCAUUCACUUACAGAAUGAACAAGGCAGCUUUUCCUAGCAAUCUCACCCAUUUUUCCCUACUGUCAGACACAGUAUCUUCAUCCCAAAGCCACAGCAAUCUUAUUCCAACAAGGAUAACACAAUUUCGAAAAUAAAAUACAGUGUUUUAAAGUUCCACUGAAGAGGUUUAACGCAAAAAGUACUCCCAAUUGAACACAUAUCUCAAGCUUGCUGUUACUCUAAGUAGUUUAUAUUUUCUCUUUUUUUAAUGUUUAUUUUUGAGAGUGUGCAUGCCAGAGCGGGGCAGGGGAAGAGAGAGGGGGGCACAGAGGGGAACAGAAACUGAAGUGGGCUCUGUGCUGACAGCAGAGAUCCCAGCGUGGGGCUUGGACCCACGAACCAUGCUGAGCCAAAGUCAGACGCUUAACCAGCUGAGCCACCCAGGUGCCCCGGUAAUUUGUAUUUUCUAAUUUAAACCAGUUUUUGGUCUAGUCUAUUUCUUCCUACAGAGAUACCUUUGCUUCAUUUUAUUAUUAGAAAAAAGGUGGAUUAGAUUUCCUCAUGAGUCCUAUCAGGUACAAAUAGGUACCCAAAUGGUCUGCUCUCCCAUUAAGCUCUUCCCAAAGCCAUGUCUGGUUAGUGCUGUAGACAAGGCCUGAGGAGGCCAGGCCAAGAUAAACCUCACCACGUGCACUGGAGCCCAAGCAACUGAGCGCACUUUCUCUCCAGGAAAGGCAGCACUAGUCCAGAGUCUCGGAAGUUCCUGAGAUAGUUGGAAAGAUUUGCCAAGCAAACCUUUCAACACUAAAAAAAGAUGCUUAUUGUCCAAUUUUUUGAGAGGGUUCUCACCAGAGGUGAUCUUUGACUUGUGGGUAGGGCUAUUUUGAAGCAAGUAAUUUCAUUAUUGGACCCACUGCCCUCAAGUCAAUGAUGUAGCAGAAUUGUAGCAGGGAAGCUGGCUCAAUCUAAAUAUUCCCAUCCUGUGCUGGCCUACUGUGUGAGCACUCCACAGUCAUGAGCACCCAAGCAGGAAAAGCAGUUCGAUGAAGAACUCCAGCAGCUGAUUCCCCCUUGCACCCUUAGGCCUCGCAGUUAUCCACCAAGGGAGAUGGCAUGCUAACAGAAUAUCCCAGAGAAAGGGCCCUAUGAACCAUUCCUUUGCUCUGGGACAUGUCAGUAUGAGCAGAAAUGGGAGGAUGUUGGACGGAAAAGGAUGGAACAGUCUUAGAAAGCAAGAGCUUAUUAGGCAUCUAGUAGGAUUCAACGUUUUGGCUUUAAAGAAUCAUCGCUAUCGAAAUACUUCUAAAAAGUACAAAAGAAGUUUUCAGAAAUCAGGUUAUGAAAAAGUCAUUCAGUUUGUACCACUUUCUCUGCAAGCCCCUCUGGUCACUAUCUCUGCCUCAGAAGUACUAAGUUGAGAAAAAGAGCUGGGCAGCACAAUUUGUUUUAUGAACUAGAAACCCCAGAGCUUUCUUCAUGGUAAAGCUUAGUAAUGAACUGACAGGUACCCCAUGGAUGCCGAGGGAAAGCUUAGGAAAAUCACCUCUACUUUUAUUGGAGAAUUUCCUGAUUUGAGCUCAGGACUCAUCUAGACAAAGUGAGUAAAGCAGGAAAAACUAAGCAAAACAGCCAAGUGGGAGUUGCUAUUUUGGAGAGAGAAUUCCUUCCCCAGCCUCCC
Panthera uncia (snow leopard) is the source of this 10955-nucleotide messenger RNA. It is a transcript of the gene NT5C2, whose product is annotated as 5'-nucleotidase, cytosolic II. NCBI's taxonomy places the organism in Eukaryota, Metazoa, Chordata, Mammalia, Carnivora, Felidae. Gene Ontology annotation, molecular function: 5'-nucleotidase activity. The transcript is spliced from 19 exons. The coding region runs from base 4389 to 6098 and encodes 569 amino acids. The record is from RefSeq and is a predicted model, not a curated record. Gene Ontology annotation, biological process: IMP metabolic process; adenosine metabolic process.